This is a messenger RNA of Atta colombica, 1650 nucleotides long. RefSeq names its product potassium/sodium hyperpolarization-activated cyclic nucleotide-gated channel 1-like. Lineage: Eukaryota; Metazoa; Arthropoda; Insecta; Hymenoptera; Formicidae. The coding region runs from base 1 to 1650 and encodes 549 amino acids. The record is from RefSeq and is a predicted model, not a curated record. The transcript has 8 exons.
AUGACCGAGCAUAAAUGUGAAUUGUCCUUAAAAAAAGAAAACAAGUUUAAACCAUUGACUUUCAAAAAUAUAUGGGCUACAUGGUGUGGUAUCAGCAAAUACACUCCAAAAUGCAUUUUUUAUAUGGAUAGCACGGCUACAAUAAAUGCUGAAAAAAUAAGGCACACUGGAUCUAAAUAUUGGUGGAUAAUACAUCCAUUCAGCUAUGCUAGAUUAAUGUGGGAUACCUUAAUGGUGGCAAUAUAUUUUAUCGCUUUCUUUACAAUUCCAUUUAUGAUUUGCUUCGUUACAAUGGAUUAUGAAGUAAUUGGUCUGGAUAUAGUGAAUAUUCCAAUUUAUGCGAUCUGCUGGAUAGAUAUAAUGCUCAAUUGUAUUACGGGAUAUUACGACAAGAAGACCAGGUCUAUUGAAUUGAAACCUAUUAAGAUACUUAUAUUCUAUCUUAAAGGAUUUCUUAUGCUAGAUAUGCUAUCAUCUUUUCCAUAUGAUCAUAUGACACUGCGAUGGCGAAGAUUGCCGGGAAAUAAACCUGAUUAUAUCGUUAUUUUAAUUAAUAUCAUGCCUGUCAUGAAGUUGACACGCUAUCAUACUUUCAAUUCAAACAUUUAUUAUCUAUUUACGCAUUUUGAAAUAAAAAUCUUUUUUUUUGAAUUGUGUACUAUCUUAUUGCUAGGAUUGUACUUCAUCUUUUGGUGUUCUUGUUUGUGUUACUUAAUACCGAUUUUAAUUAUGUACUUUGCCAACAUUCCACCGGAAGAAUAUAAGACUUAUUGGAUGAUGAAAAUGAAAGACAUCACUCUCAAGUUAAGAUUCAAGAAUGCUGUAUUUGUUGUAUUGGAAAAUAUAUUAUCAAGUGGCUAUGGUAUAUUCAUACCAGAGACAGAUGCCCGUAUCAUUUUCAAUUGCAUGCUUAUGAUUGUCGGCAGAAUUAUUGUAUGCUAUUUAUUGAUUAUGUUCCUUCGUUUCAAAGCUGAAAAAAAAUCAUCCCAAUCAAAAUUUCAAGAGUUAAUAGAUCAAGUCAAAGCAUACACAAGACAAAAACAAUUAUUACCACAUAUGAAGAAACGUCUUUUAGCUUAUUAUCAUUAUCGGUUCAAAGAUACCUAUUUUCACAGUAAACAGAUUUUAUCAGAUUUGACAGAACCAUUACGAGAAGAGAUUGCGCUUCAGUCUUGUCGACGAUUAAUUGAAAACGUGGCAAUUUUUAAGAAUUUACCAAGAGAUGUUCUGCAAUUAAUAGUGAAGCACUUAAAAUUUGAGUUAUAUUUGCCAAAUGACAUAAUCAUUAAAGCUGGUAGUCAAGGUGAUUGUAUGUAUUUUUUAUCCUCGGGAACUGUUGCGAUUUUGACGCCAACUGGAAAGGAAAUGUGUCAUUUGAAUGACGGUGCCCAUUUCGGCGAAAUCGCACUCUUAAUGGCGGAUCAGCGAAGAAUAGCUAGUGUUGUCGCAAUCGAAGUCUGUGAGUUGUAUCGAUUAGAUCGUAAAGACUUUCGUCAUUGCAUAAACGUACACAGCGAGCUAUUCGCGGAGAUCGAACGCAUCUCUACGGAACGUAUAGAAAAAACUGUCAGAGCUGAGGAACAACACAAGCGUUUUAUGAUGCGUCCUAGUCGCACGCCGAAUUUACGCAAUGAAUCAAAGGAAAUUUGA